Molecule: messenger RNA, 1946 nt
Organism: Hippopotamus amphibius kiboko
Lineage: Eukaryota; Metazoa; Chordata; Mammalia; Artiodactyla; Hippopotamidae
Gene: EFHD1
Product: EF-hand domain family member D1
Exons: 4
Coding region: 70-780 (236 amino acids)
Cellular component (GO): mitochondrial inner membrane
Molecular function (GO): calcium ion sensor activity
Source: RefSeq, a predicted model, not a curated record
CGCAGAGUCGCGAGUCGGCUAGGAGCGCGCUGUCCGCCCAGUCCCCGCGUCCCCGGAUCCACCGUGGCCAUGGCCAGCGAAGAGCUGGCGAGCAAGCUGCAGCGGCGACUGCAGUGGGAGGAGGGGGACUGCGGGCUCCAGCCUGCGCUCCAAGCCACCCCAGUCCCCGAGCCCCAGCCGCAGCCACCCGCUAGGGCGCCCACCGCCAGAGCCGACGCCGAGCUGAGCGCGCAGCUGAACCGACGGCUGGACAUCAACGAGGGCGCGGCGCGACCCCGCCGCUGCAAGGUCUUCCACCCCUACUCCGAGUUCCCGGAGUUCAGCCGCCGCCUCAUCAAGGACCUGGAGAGCAUGUUCAAACUGUACGAUGCCGGAAGGGAUGGCUUCAUUGACUUGAUGGAACUGAAGCUGAUGAUGGAGAAGCUGGGGGCCCCCCAGACCCACCUGGGCCUGAAGAGCAUGAUCAAGGAGGUGGACGAGGACUUUGAUGGCAAACUCAGCUUCCGUGAGUUCCUGCUCAUAUUCCACAAGGCUGCAGCCGGGGAACUGCAAGAGGACAGCGGGCUGAUGGCGCUGGCGAAGCUUUCUGAGAUCGAUGUUGCCCUGGAGGGCGUCAGAGGUGCCAAGGACUUCUUUGAAGCCAAGGUCCAAGCCUUGUCCUCUGCCAGCAAGUUUGAAGCGGAGCUAAAAGCAGAGCAAGAUGAGCGGAAGCAGGCUGAAGAGAAGAAGAGGCUCCGCCAGGCAGCCUUCCGGGAGCUCAAGGCCACUUUCAGUACCUAGCUGGGCUGACCUUGACCUCUGUCCACAGCUGUGCCUCACAGAUGCCCUGGGGAGAGCUGGCCCGGCAUCCUCACCCCUGCUGACCCUUUGCCCCAACCAGCCUCCACAGCCGCCGCCCAGUGCAAACUCCUUAGCCUCACAGAGGUGGCAGGGGGCGGCUCUCAUCCCCAUUUCAGAGCCCCUGCCAGAGGGUCCAACUGCCCUGCUCAAGUCUCUGUCCUGUUCCCCUUCCUCUGCCCUUCUCUGUAGCUAGAAUGUGCCUCUUACUUGGUAACCUUUACUUUUUCCUUGUCUCUUUCCCCCUCCAUAUCAAAGAGUGGUCCUCUGUGUUAAUUUGUAUAGAUACUCUUUCUUUAGUGGUCCUCAGAGGAGAUAGUCCCUUGAAGCCUAUGAUGUUAAUAUUGCCCAUUUUCUUGAAUAAUCCUUUUCUUUGCCUCUUCCCGUCAUGCCCCUCUCUGCUUUGCUUCCCCAUCCAGCUUCCCUGUUCUCAUUCUCAGCCUGAUCCUGCCAGGCACUUUUGCAUCUUCUGUCCUUUGAUGAUGGUGAGGUUUAAGGCAGGCCCGGCUGGACCACUCCAUGUCCCCUCUCCAAUAGGGGGCAUGACAUGCUGCUGAGAUGACACAAAAUAGUGAAAAGACAGGAGAUUCUCUUCUUUCCCAUCACCUUUCUCCUGUCCUCUUAGCAUUCCCCCUAGAUCCAUCCUUUUCAUCCCCUUCCCACUUCAGCCUUUUUUUCCUACUCUUAAAUACUGUGCUACUUAACUAUAAGAAUGAAAGAAUGAUUAUAAGUGAUAUUAAUGAGCAGAAGAAUUCCUAUUAACUCUGACUUUAUGCAAAUUAUAUUACAGUAGACUCCUGACAUUCCCAAGUGACAAAUCCAGAGCCUUUCAAAACCCCAAAAGUCAUGACCAUCCUUGCCAUCUAGCCAGUUUCCAACAUCUGCUCUAAGGUGCUGAGGUGAAGCUGUUCUUCAGCACAAAUUUUUAUAUGUUAUGAGAUCUUGGGAUUGCUCAAAUAUCAGGGGUUUGUUGUAUUUUAUAAAAGAAUUUUUAGCAUCAUAUUUAUUACUUCUCUUUUUUAACUGCUGUCUACAAUAAAGAAAACAUCUGCCUUUUUACCUUACAGCUGUCCUUUUUAAAUAAACGAUGCAAAUGAACUUUGCCAUCA